Messenger RNA from Guyanagaster necrorhizus, 1644 nucleotides. Its product is annotated as general APC amino acid permease. The transcript has 20 exons. Gene Ontology annotation, molecular function: amino acid transmembrane transporter activity. Lineage: Eukaryota; Fungi; Basidiomycota; Agaricomycetes; Agaricales; Physalacriaceae. Gene Ontology annotation, biological process: amino acid transmembrane transport. Gene Ontology annotation, cellular component: membrane. Bases 1 to 1644 code for a protein of 547 amino acids. The record is from RefSeq and is a predicted model, not a curated record.
AUGGACGACGUCGAGAAACAAGACAGCACCAGCAUCAAGGCUGAGAUCGCUGAGGCGCAACCACCUGACGAUAUCGCUGCCCCCAAUGCCAAAUUUCAGCUCUAUAACGAUAACCCAGAUCCUCUCAAGCGUCGAUUAAAACAGCGACAUGUGCAGAUGAUCGCAAUUGCCGGUACUAUUGGCACUGGGCUGUUUCUCGGAUCCGGUGAAGCUCUCCGUGUUGCAGGACCUCUUGGUGCGCUCAUUGCGUACGUAUUGGUUGGAACAGUGGCAUAUUCUUCCUUGUGCUCAGUGGGAGAGAUGUCCACCUUUGCACCCAUAUCUGGAACUUUUCCACACUUUGGUGAGCUUCCUACAUCCUUGAUGACGUUUUUAGUGAAACGCUACGGAACAGCGGCCCGUUGGGUCGACCCGGCGUUUGGUUUUGCGGUCGGAUGGAACUACUUUUAUGGGCAAGCUAUCUCUGUUCCAGUAGAGGUCGCAGCAGCCGUUAUCCUGCUUACCUUUUGGGACAACAAUGCCAGUCACGCCGCCAUUUAUACGGCAGUCAUAUGUGUGUUCGUGUGCGCUAUCAAUAUUUUUGGUGUGAGAUACUUUGGAGAAUCCGAAUUCUUCUUUGCCCUCAUCAAGCUUUCCACCAUCAUUGGCCUACUGCUGGCUGGUUUGGUGAUAGAUCUCGGUGGAGGACCCAACCAUGACCGAAUUGGCUUUCGAGCAAACCGCUUCCUAGCAAUUAUGUCUGUAAUCAUCCAGGCUGCCUUCUCGUUCAUAGGCAUGGAGCUAGUGGCCAUCGCCGCUUCCGAGACAGAAAGUCCUCGUCGAAAUAUAGGCAAGGCAGUUAAUCGGGUCGUUUAUCGAAUCGUCAUUUUCUAUAUACUAGGCAUACUUAUGAUUGGCAUGCUUGUUUCCUAUGACGACGACGCCUUGUUGAACACAUCCGGAAACGCCGCCCAGUCACCAUUCGUUAUUGCUUUUAACCGUGCUGGUGUCAAAGCUCUUCCUCAUAUUAUCAACGCGGCCGUGUUCACGAGUGCUUUUUCCGCUGGAAAUAGUUACUUGUUCUGUGGCUCGCGAAUUCUUUAUGGUCUUGCUUUACGUGGACAAGGACCUCGUUUCCUGACGUAUUGUACAAAAAAUGGUCUCCCACUUACUGCUGUUCUUGUGACGUGCUGCUUCUCGUUGUUAUCUUUCAUGACUGUUAGUAGUGGUGCGGAACAGGUCUUCUACUGGUUGCAGAACCUUACAGCCACGGGAGGUUUCAUCGGCUGGUUCUGUAUUAACCUGACUUACAUAUUCUUCCGUCGAGGCAUGGUGUCCCAAGGUUUCGAUCUCAAGGAAAACAUUUAUAAUCACUCUUGGCAACCCUACCUUGCAUGGUGGGGUAUCUUUUGGACGAUCUUCUUCACCCUCGUCAACGGAUACGCGGUGUUUUUCAACUUUAACGUAUCUGAUUUCUUGGUUGCAUAUAUCAAUCUGCCGAUUUUUGCCACAUUAUACUUUGGCUAUAAAUUCAUAAUGCGUACGACCGUCUGGAAACCGAAAGAUAUGGAUAUGGUAACUGGCAUUCCGAGCAUCGAGGAAACAGAGACAGUGGAAGUACCACAAUGCACUUUGCUAGAAAAGAUUGCCGCGAUUAUUUUCUAA